Messenger RNA from Spodoptera littoralis (African cotton leafworm), 1638 nucleotides. The record is from the annotation of a GenBank genome assembly. Lineage: Eukaryota; Metazoa; Arthropoda; Insecta; Lepidoptera; Noctuidae.
AUGAAGAACUACAUGAAGUCGAUGUCGAGUUUGAAGCUGUUGGUGCUGAUCUCGUUGUGGGUGGCGCCGCUGGUACCGCAGCCGACGGCGCCGGUGCAGCUGAGCGGUGGCGUGGCUCGGGGGACGGUGGCUCCUGACGGCACCUACCUACAGUACUUUGGAAUACCGUACGCUACUGUGACACACAGGUUUCAAGAAGCACAGCCGAAUCCGAAAUGGGAGGGUGAGUUCAACGCACACAACGAGCACAUUAGGUGCAAUCAACGGUUCUUCAACCGCAUCAUGGGUGUUGAGGACUGCCUCACUGUGAACGUGUACACUCCAAUGGAGACCAGCGGCCAGGGACUACCGGUCAUGGUGUUCAUACACGGUGGAGGGUUCAGAGAUGGAUCGGGCUCACCCUUUAUCUACGGCCCAAAAUUCUUAGUAAAACAUGGAAUUAUCUUAGUAACAGUAAACUACAGAGUAGAAGUACUUGGGUUCCUAUGCCUUGGUAUUGAAGAGGCUCCCGGUAAUGUGGGGUUGAAAGACCAAGUGCAAGCGCUGCAGUGGGUGAAGCGAAACAUUCGAGCGUUUGGCGGAGACCCUGACAAUGUCACUAUAUUUGGUGAAAGUGCAGGAGCUGCUUCCGUCUCAUACCACUUAGUGUCUCCGAUGUCUAAAGGCUUGUUUAACAAAGCUAUCAUGCAAAGUGGGUCCAGUUUAGCACCUUGGGCCUUGCAAUUUGAGCCUCUAGAGACUGCAAGUCGGCUGGCUCAAGAAAUGGGCCACACGACACGAGACCCUCUCGAGAUUCACAAAUUAUUCUCAAAUAUGACAGCUGAGGAUCUGUUGUCACACCGUGUUCCACGACAAGAGGGUGACAUCGUACAGUCACAGAACAUCUUCGUGCCGUGCAUCGAAAAGAAAAUACACAGAGUCAAACGGUUCCUGCCAGACAGUCCUUACAACCUGAUCAAACGAGGGAAAUACAACAAGGUGCCCGUCAUUAUUGGCUUCAACAACGCUGAGGGUCUAUAUUUUGCUGGCAAAGAAAACGAAACUACUUUAGCUAACUUAGAUCUAUUUAAAGCAUUACCACGAGAUUUAAAGUUUCCUUCUGAUAAAGAGAAAAUGGAAACAGCAGAGAAGGUGCGUGAGCUGUACAUGGGAGACGAGAAGUUUACAAAAGAAAUUUCUUCUUUAGAAAAGUUGGCUCGGUACGAGGGCGACGUGGGUAUCACAUACCCGGUAGUAGCUACUAUAGACCUGCUCCUGCGGACACUGGACAAAGCAGUUUAUGCGUACAAGUUCAGCUACGAUGGAUUACUAAACUUCUCCAAGUUCGCGUUUGGGUUCCGCAAAACGCCAGGCGCUACUCAUGCUGAUGAAAUAUUCUAUCUAUUCAGCUCUUUAACGCUGAAUGGGCAUCUGGAAAAGAACUUUAUUGAGAAAUUCACAACGUUGUGGACCAACUUUGCCAAAUAUGGUGAUCCAACUCCGUCAUCAUCACUAAUCUUGCCGCGAUGGGAGCCAGCAGAGGCGCAGAGUCCCCAAGUGUAUGUGAUAGACAAGGAGAGCUCCGUAGCACCAGUGUGGGAUGACCAGGGCCUGCUGUUCUGGAACCAAACAUACUCCAUGUACAGGAGAACUCAAUAA